GAGGGAGAGAGAGAGGGGGAGGAGAGCGCGAUUGAACGAGAGCCAGCCGAGCAGCGACACCGUCUGAGGGGAAAGGGGAGGGGGGCGCCUUCGACCACUGCCAGCACCCUCGCGAAAGGCUUAUCGGCGUCCGAGCAUCCCCACCUGGGGAGGAGGCAGAAACAUGACAACUGAAAAGAGUUUAGUGGCAGAGUCUGAGACUCCUAAACAGCAGCCCCCAAAGGAGGAGGAGGUAGUUGCUGAAACUGAUCCCCAGGAAUCUUUUGUGGAGAAAGCACCCGAGGGGGAUAAUCCAUCCAAGAAGAAGCUGAAAGCAUCCAAUGGUGACACACCCACCCGAGAAGACCAGAGUAAGAACAAAGAAUGCAGUUCUGAAACUCGUGGCCUGUCACGCUUAUUUUCAUCACUUCUCAAGAGGCCCAAAUCUCAGGUAUCAGAAGAAGAAGGCAACGGGCCAGGAACAAAAGAACUUGGUGAAGAACACCAGAAAGAGGCUGAUAUAGAAGUUGAUCUCAAUGAAGAGAUUUUGCUGAAAGCCCCAAUAGCAGCUCCUGAACCUGAACUUAGGACUGAUCCGUCUUUAGAUCUUCACUCACUCAGCAGUGCAGAAACUCAGCCUGCUCAAGAGGAUAGGAGAGAAGAUCAGGACCAAGAUCCAGAGAACAUAGAUCUUGAAAUUAAGGAAGAAAAAGAGCAGGUGGAGUGUUCCAAUACAGGUGAAAAAAAAGAAAACAAGGGAAAGGUGGAAAAAGAAUUAAAAAGUGCUCCCAAAACAGUAAGAAGACCCCGAAAUAGCAUGCAUUGCAAGAUUACCUUACUGGAUGAUGCAAUUUUUGAGUGUUCUGUGGAUAAACAUGCCAAAGGACAAGAUCUUCUUAAGAAAGUAUGUGAUCACCUCAACCUUUUGGAAGAGGACUAUUUUGGACUGGCCAUAUGGGAUACCCCAACGUCUAAGACAUGGUUGGAUGCUGCCAAAGAGAUAAAAAAACAAGUUCAUGGAGGUCCAUGGAUUUUCACUUUCAAUGUCAAGUUUUAUCCUCCGGACCCAGCACAAUUAACAGAAGAUAUAACAAGGUAUUAUUUGUGUCUCCAGUUAAGAAAAGAUAUUAUUAAUGGGCGGCUUCCUUGCUCCUUUGCUACGUUAGCUUUGCUGGGUUCCUACACAAUCCAAUCUGAGUUAGGAGAUUAUGACACAGAUCUACAUGGUGCAGAUUAUGUCAGUGAAUUUAAAUUUGCCCCAAACCAGACAAAAGAACUAGAAGACAAGAUCACAGAAUUACAUAAAACAUACAAAUCUAUGAGUCCAGCUCAAGCUGAUAUGGAAUUUCUUGAGAAUGCUAAAAAGCUGUCAAUGUAUGGAGUUGAUCUUCAUCAAGCCAAGGACUUGGAAGGUGUAGACAUCACUCUAGGAGUCUGUUCCAGUGGUCUUCUUGUCUACAAAGAUAAAUUGAGAAUCAACCGUUUUCCUUGGCCCAAAGUGUUAAAGAUUUCUUACAAGCGCAGCAGCUUUUUUAUCAAGAUCCGGCCUGGCGAGCAUGAACAAUAUGAAAGUACUAUUGGAUUCAAACUUCCUAGUUAUCGGGCAGCUAAGAAAUUGUGGAAAGUCUGUGUUGAACAUCACACAUUUUUCAGAUUAACAUCAACUGAAGCGCUCCCCAAGAGCAGAUUCUUGGUGCUGGGUUCUAAAUUUCGCUACAGUGGCCGGACACAAGCUCAGACCAGACAAGCUAGUGCCCUGAUAGAUAGACCUGCACCACAGUUUGAACGAACAGCAAGUAAGCGUGCUUCUAGAAGCCUUGAUGGUGCUAAACGUGGCUCUCAAAAAAUUCAGUUCAAACUCGUAGAGGAGGAGAAGCAGGAGGAUGUGGUGUUGGUUGGGGUUCCGGAAUCAGAACCCAUGGAACAAUUUCAGGAGAAGCCAGCUAUGCAUGUUCUUGACAUAAGUACAAUAAAAGAAGAGGAGAAAGAAGAAAAAUCAGUUGUACAGGAUCUAGACCCAAAAUCGAUAUUACUUGAAACAAUUCAGGAAGAGUCAGCAGUAGCAGUGGUUACACCUGAUAGAAGCCCGCGGCCUACAUCUGCACCAGCUAUUGCUCAGAGCCAUGUUACUGAACCAAUUGUACCAGCUGCAUCUGUCAGCAAAGAACCAGCCGUUCUUAAAACUGAAAAGGAAACAGUAAAAAAAGAAGUAAAAGUUGAAGGAACUUUACAAGAUAAAGCCAAAGCAGAACCAGCUGAAGGAUUUCAGAAGAGAUCAAAGAGACUAGAUGGUGAAAACAUUUAUAUAAGACAUAGCAAUUUAAUGUUGGAGGAUCUAGAUAAACCCCAAGAAGAAAUAAAGAAGCAUCAUGCUAACAUCAGCGAACUGAAGAAAAACUUCAUGGAAUCUUUUCCUGAGCCACGGCCAAGUGAAUGGGACAAACGCCUCUCUACUCAUUCUCCUUUCAGAACGCUUAACAUCAAUGGACAGAUUCCCACAGGAGUAGAAGGAGUCAAGAAAGCCACAUUUCAGCCCUGUGAGAGACAGGUCGCUGGGCCAGAGAGUGUGCGUGACUGUCCCUUCAAAGAGGAUGCAGAUGAUGUGACAGAGGGGAAAAAUAUUGCCUCUCACUUUGAAUGGGAGGUUUCAAAGCAUUCAGUAGGCUUUAGUGAGAGCCAAAUGUCAACUGCACUGGAGUCUACACAAAUUCAUGAAUCAGACUCUUUUUCAAUAAGCAGCAAGGAGCAAAAAGAGGAGGGUGCCACUGCUCUUGAGAGCAAGGAAGAUCUAAGGUGUGAAAAGGGAUUUUGCUCAAAUAUGGAAAAGGAAGCUGAGGAUUUUAAACAGGCUGAGGUGGAAGUAUCUGUAAUCCCUGUUUCACCUCCACUGUACCUCCAUGAGCAAGAGGAGGAAGCCUGUGGUUUUGAAGAAACAAAAUUUACCAGCAAGCCACUUAGAGAGCUAAAUGGAGAAUAUUACAAUCCAAAUGUUGAUCAUGAAUUUCCUGCUCUCAUUCGCUGUUUCCAGCCCCCUCUUGUGAAAACUCAGACUGUUACCAUCUCCGAUGUGUCUAAUACUGUGAAAAGUGAAAUCCCAACUAAAGACGUCCCAAUUGUCCACACAGAAACCAAGACUAUAACUUACGAAGCUGCACAGAUUGAUGAUGGCAAUGGGGAUUUAGAUCCUGGAGUUCUCCUAACUGCUCAGACUAUCACUUCAGAGACCACCAGCAGCACUACAACCACACAGAUAACGAAGACUGUAAAAGGUGGAAUUUCAGAAACACGAAUUGAAAAACGAAUUGUCAUCACUGGAGACACAGACAUUGAUCAUGAUCAAGUUCUUGUUCAGGCCAUCAAAGAAGCUAAAGAGCAACAUCCAGAUAUGUCUGUGACCAAGGUUGUCGUUCAUCAGGAGACUGAGAUUGCAGAAUAAAUAGUUUAUACCAGGUAAUGCCUGCUUCAUUCUUUGAAGGCCACCCAAGACAUACCAGCAGAACUACAAAGAAACUUUCGAACACCAUGACCUCAAACUUGCCAGAUUUAUUCUCAGUCACACAUUCUAUCAUUUAUUGUUAGGAAGUUAUGCUUUUUGAUGUUUACUCGGGAUUAUCUUUAAUACUAUAUGUCCCUUUUCAUUGUUUUUAAUAUUGUGACCAAAAAAUUGCCAUAUUUUACAUGUGCUGAUGUGCUUUUUUAAAAAAAAAAUCAUUUUUUUCAUUUCCUUUUCCUAUGCCAUUUUCUGAAUCUGUAUUAAGAUGUCAAAAAGAGUACACAGGGCUUAUCAAAAAUGUUGCCUUCAAGUGUGAUGAUAUUCACCUUUCUGUUCCUCAAGUAGCUUGCAUUCUCUCCUACCUUUUGAAUAGGUUACCGUGUGGCAUAUCAGUGACUUAGAAGUAGCCACCCUCGUCAGAAAAAUCACUGUGUGCAAAACUUUAAUUUGAUUGGUCGCUCUAUAAAAUGUCCAGAGUAUCCUAACCACAGCGUACUCGGCCUGUGGAUUUCCUUCGCUUUUGUGGAUAUGUCUGUCUUUAGAUGCUUGAACAUAUCCAGAGGUUGUGGUGUUUAUAUAAGUAAUUCAGUAGUUGCCUAGGUUCAGGGACAAUUGCUUUUUUAUACUGUGAAUUGUAAAGCUUUUAAAUGAAUUGUGGUAAGGCAUUCAACUUUCAUCUGCUCUUUCCUCCCUCCACCUUUGUUUUCCUUCACAGUCCUCGGUAGGUGUUUCUUGUAAUCCUAUCUGCUGUUUAGCCCCAUUAAGCUACAAGUUUAAGAGUAAGAGACCCUGAGCACAAUUAAGUUAGGCUGUGAUUUAUCAUGGUGGGUUGUUUUUUUUUUUUACCCCAGUCAUUUGUAGGUUUGGGUGGAGGGUUUUGUUUUUUGUUUGUUUUUUUGUGCAAGGGCGGGGGAGAGGCAAAUAAAGAUUUAAAAUCAUACCUUUUAAACAAAAGCUAAAUCUAGAGCUCUGGCAAUGCAUCUGGAUAAGGGGUAUAAUUCCUAUUCAGUUGUUAAAGACAAUCUGGCAUUCCUUUCAUGAAGAUGGUAUUGAAGGCUAUCAGUCAGAAUAGGAUCUUGUUUCCUCAAUGAAAAGUUAUUUGGAGAGGGAAUAUAUUAAUUUCCAUCAGAAGACAGUACUCUGUCGCUUUUCUUGGGGGCAACCCUAACCAUAGUUCACUGGUGCUGUAUCUCUCUCCCUUGUUUGCUUUAGAUCAUUUAGAACUUCUUAUAAAAGGACUUGUUUCCCUCAAAAACAACAACAACAGCAGCAAACAGAGGUUGUUGCCCUUGGUAAAUGAUGCCCUUAGCUGUUAAAUUAGAAUGAAAGAGUAGAACUCAGCAUUGGUUGCUGUCCUCAGCACCUUAGUACUGUACAUAUUGUGUCAUCAUAGAAAGCUACGGUAUGUACCACCUGGGGAAUAUGUUCAGGGAAAGAGCAAUAAGUAAUUUAUGAAAGGGGUCAGUGGGAGUUUUUUAAAAAAAAAUAAUGCUGAUUUUUCAUUACUUUCAAACAAAAGACAGAUACUACUCUUUUUCAAAAUACUUCACUUUUGUAUUGCAAUCUGCAUGUUCAGGUAUUGGACUCCAGUUUGGAAUUCCCAUCUUUCAAAAAUAGAUAGACCAUUGCUUAGUUGGAUGGUUCUUUUUUCCUAAAAUAUGUGAAAGCUCUGUAAAGAUACAACAAGAAGCAGCUCUACCUUUUCUUAGAAAAACUCAAUUUCAGUAAAUAAAAGCUUUCAUUUACUAUUUGGAAUAACGCAACCCUCUGUCAUAUUGCAUGUUCCUUUCCCCCUCAAAUGUGAGUGCAUUUUGAUUAAAGAGCCAGUAGGAAUAUUUUAGGAUUGAAAGAUUUAAAAGUAGUGGUAUGUGAAAUAUUUUGAAUUCAAAACAUCCCAUUUGAGCUUGAAACCACAAUUUUACAUUCAAAAUGAAGUGUUUGUAACAUUUUAGAAGUGUUUUGAGAUGGAAUGCUGUUUGGUCAGUUUUGCUUUAAUAUGCUCUGGACAUUACAUCAUGUUUCCAAUGAUUGCUGAUUGAUGCCAGAGGGAAGCCCAUCUGGAAACAGAUCCUGCUUCCCCCCCCCCCCCAGGAAAAUAAACAUAGGAUUGAGUUGUAAUAGAAUUAAUGAAAGUAAUUGUGAAAGCAGUAGAGUAAGCUUCCUAGCAAUCUUACACUGAACUAGAAUAAACUCUGGGCACUUAAUGUAUUUAUUACAAAACUAGCUAUUUAUUGUGGAAGACAACUGUUUGGUACACUUUGACUGGUGCAAAAUAUAUUUCUGCUGCUUUUACUGCUCUUUUAUUCAAAGCAUAUAGCAGUUUUGAAAUAAUCCUAUUAUUUAUUACGGAAUUCUAUUAUUCAUGAAGUUUGUAUUCCAUAUGGUUUAUAAGUACAGCUGUAAUUGAGCAUGAUUUUUGUACACUAUGGAUAGCUAGCCAAUGAUGUUCUGCUCUGUUUAGCUAACCUACACAUUCUUGCAUGGAAUGUGAAUCCCGCAUUAAAGGAUAUUACCUUUACAUGAUGAGGGGAAUGCAUUUCAGAUUGUACCUCUUCCUGGCCUUCUUUACAUCUAUUGCUCUCCCAUUUUCAGAGUUUUCUACCACCUUACCUUUUGACCUCCAUUUUCAUUCAUGCACCAGGGUUAAUUUCACUGAUUCACCAUUUUUUGUGUUGUGGAAUAGAUGAUUCCCAUCUUCCCUUUUUCUGAUUUUUAGCUUAUUUACUAAAAGUGUGAAAUGAAAUCUGCAAUAAGUAUUGCAUUAGAGUGCAAUAAGGGAGUCCAAGGUGGGAUGGUAUAUCUGCAUUGUGUCAUUACCUGCCUCCUUUUACAAUAAUCAGAAGCAUUUAGCAGUUUGUGUAAGUAUUUAGGAUAUUGUUUUCCUAAAUAUAACUUAGGAAUAUGUUAGUUUCAUGAAAUUCUAAAAAUCACAGGACACAUGUGGAUGGAAAAGAUGAAAAACUAUUCUACAAGAUAAAAGGAUAAAGAUUGCAAUUGGGCAACAAGACAGCUGGAUUCCUGAGACAAAGAAAAGUAAGGAUCAUUCAAAUUUGCUAUUUUUUUCUUUUUGUUUCUAUAUAUUCAUUAGCAAGGCAAUUUGAAUUCAGGAGUUUAAUAAAAGUUUUGCUUUCCUACUUAUGGCCAGGCAUAAGACCUCCACCUUCCUUUGAGUAUGCCUGAAGAUAAAAAGCAUUGUAAAGCAAGAAAAACUUCAUAUUUUUGCAGAUUAAGCUGAUUUACAUGAUAUACAUCGGAAUGUCCAACCUUGGCAACUUUAAGACUUGAGGAUUUCAAUUCCCAGAAUUCCCUGUCCAAUCAAGUCUUAAAGUUGACACAGUUGGAUACCCUGAUAAACCUAAAUGAUUGUGUUAUGUUACUCUGUUUCUGAUUAUUGUAAUGGAACAUUUUAAACCCCUAUGCACAUACACACCUUCCUUUGACUGGCAGUCUAAUUGUGCAACAACUCCUGCCAGCUUUUAUUACCUAUUGUCCCAAAACUACAAAACUAAACUUCACACCAGCAAAGGCUGAAAGAGUUUAAGGGUCCUCUUUUAAACCUCUUAGGAAUGUGAAUCCUGAGGCAUAGGGAUUAUUUUCUUUUCUGAAAUUCCUUCCUGCAUAGUAUAAAUCCACUUUCUGAUGCGAAGGGGGUUUAUGUUUACCAUCUGAGCUUGUAAAUUGGCACUCCUGCUGGCAGCCUUUGUAACUGAACAAGAGUUGUGAGUUUGUUUUCUCCUGGCUGCUUAUAUCCUGCAAAUGAGCAAUAUUUUAUUUUGUAUAGCCAAGCAUGCUGGAGAAAUAAAGAAAGGAGCUAAUAAAUUCUUUUAAAAUGCAUUUGCCAAGCUAAUUUAGCUUUCCACAGCAGACAGAAUGAAAACAACUUAGUUUUAGGGUACUAGAAAUGUGGCCUGAACUGUCUGCCAUUGACAAUAGGGAUUUUCACGUUUUGAGAAGGAAAAGCAUUUGUAGGCUGUUUGUACUCACAAUGUGCCACCAUCACCUUAACAGAUCACUAAAUAAACCAGCUUCUAGCAUUCUCGUUUUCUGGGGACCAGCACUGCCAUUACUGGAACAGUAAAUAAAAUAUAGUCUAUUUAUUUAUAAUGAUGAAAUGACUAUGCUCCCAGUUAUUUCCUUCCCCAUUUAUGAGAUUAUCUAGAAACUCUCUUAACUGUAUAGUAAAUGGAAGCUAUUUAUCUAUGAAUGUGUGUACAGAAGGAAGAGCAGCAGUAUCCAAAUUGGUCAAAU
Thamnophis elegans (Western terrestrial garter snake) is the source of this 7720-nucleotide messenger RNA. RefSeq names its product erythrocyte membrane protein band 4.1 (gene EPB41). Gene Ontology annotation, cellular component: plasma membrane; cytoskeleton. The record is from RefSeq and is a predicted model, not a curated record. Lineage: Eukaryota; Metazoa; Chordata; Lepidosauria; Squamata; Natricidae. Bases 164 to 3415 code for a protein of 1083 amino acids. Gene Ontology annotation, molecular function: actin binding; structural molecule activity. The transcript has 23 exons. Gene Ontology annotation, biological process: cortical actin cytoskeleton organization.